AUGAACCCACAAUGUUCUAAAUGUAAAGCAGCAAUGAGGAAAUAUAACUACUCCGUCAAAGAGAUAGAACGUAUGCGAAACGACUAUGCAGAUUUAAAGAAAGAAGCAGAGAAACCAGCAGAAGAUAAAAUGGACAUGUUGACAUUUCUGAACAAAAACUAUCCAACAGCUGACGAUUUCCUUCUAUCUGACGUCAAGAAGAAAUAUAAAGAAACCUUCGGCAUAGUUAAAACUUUUGAUAUCCUUCGUGAAGAAAUAGAAGCUACAAAACUGUUUAAAGUCAUGAACCAUCGCAACAUAUACCAUGUAAAACGCUUGUAA
Trichomonas vaginalis G3 is the source of this 321-nucleotide messenger RNA. Its product is annotated as organellar and viral DNA polymerase type B. The coding region runs from base 1 to 321 and encodes 106 amino acids. NCBI's taxonomy places the organism in Eukaryota, Parabasalia, Trichomonadida, Trichomonadidae. The transcript has a single exon. The record is from RefSeq and is a predicted model, not a curated record.